Messenger RNA from Phytophthora nicotianae INRA-310, 1827 nucleotides. RefSeq lists its product as hypothetical. The transcript is spliced from 3 exons. Bases 1 to 1827 code for a protein of 608 amino acids. Lineage: Eukaryota; Oomycota; Peronosporomycetes; Peronosporales; Peronosporaceae. The record is from RefSeq and is a predicted model, not a curated record. Gene Ontology annotation, molecular function: protein binding.
AUGGAGAAACCUAAGCUCCACGUUGUCAAGAUGGCACACCCAGACCGCCAGCGCUCCUUGACGGAGCAACUGGGGCUAGUAAAACCACCUGGAUUUGCUCCACGACUCGCCCAACCAGCGUCCGUGGCCGCUAUGGCUGGCGCGGCGCAACGAAGGAAAAUCUCGACAAGGCCCCAACCUUUACCACUUUGGCAGAACCUUUCCAGCGAUCUCUGCUUCGACGUGUAUUUCCAUCUUCCUGGUCGGUCAGCACUCGGGAAGUUGUCUGUCCAUCGCUCGCAGUCUCUAAUGUGUAUGCAGGCAGCGCUACAGCGUCACUUCGGAGUUCCAUUCGAGCAGCAGCGACUCUUUUUCCACGACGAACAACUCGAAGGUGACGACGAAGUCAUCGACUACGGAUUACAAGAUAAAAGCGUUGUAACCGUGCGGAUAUCGCCGCGUUUCCGUCGUAUCGGCGACGUCUUCUCUACAAUCCGUACCAUCCGAUUUCCAAGCCCAUCGUCAAAACUAGAAGACUACCAGAUCGUCGAAAUCCCCGCUAAACUACCACCUUUGCGUGUCGUAUUGCAACGAAUCAUCCACGCCAUCACAUACCUCACAAUACUCGACCGGAAGCAGGAGCAACGAACUCAUCGCCGCGUUUGGCGUCAACAUGCCUCCUUCUGGGACAGCCAAACGCCCACAGCACCGUCAAAUUCAGAUGAUACAAGACCCUCUUCAUACGUGCUUCAAGCCAGCAGCUCUGAUCACGUAUCGACUCUCCUAGCGCUUGCAAAAACUCACGGCGUUCAGUCUCGCCUGCAUCGUCCUCCAGCUCAUCGUUCGUCUGCAGAUCUCCGCAAUCUCAAGAAAUGGUUCGCAAGUCUCAAAUAUUUCGCGGACGCUCAACUUCCCGACUCGAUUUUCCAAGAACUCGCACGUACGAGCACCUACAUGCGUGUAAAAUGUGGAGACUUCGUGUUCCGUCAGGGAGAAACAGGCGACUGUUUCUACGUCCUCAUAACUGGUUGUGUGUCUUUAGCAGCGUACAACACGGGGUUCUUUCGUACACUCACACCAGGUUCUUGUUUCGGAGAGAUCAGUCUCAUUGAGCCGCAAGGUCUCCGUACAGCUAGCGCCUGUGCCACGUUCUGCACUGCAUGGACGGAGCUCGCCGUUGUCUCUGGAGAUCUAUAUCGACGUGCCAUUAAACCAUACAAACAAGUAGUCUUACGAGCCACUGAGAAGGCCAUCGCAUCGAUCCCAAGACUACACGCUCUACCGCCGCACAUCAUCACUCAUCUCGCAUACGCUGCCAAGUCCCUCACAGCACGACAAGGUCGACAAAUUAUCAGUCGUGGAGAGGAGAUCACUGUGCUCGUUCUACUAAUUCAAGGCAGCGUCAAAGUCUCCAAGCCAAACGACAAGCCUAUCGUCGCUGUUGUUCAAGCUCCAGCCAUUUUCGGCCAAGAAGGAGCGCUCGCAACGACAGCAUCACUAGCUCCUUGGGAUAUCAUCGCACUGGAUACUUGUUCGUUGCUCUGUGUUCGUAAAGACACCAUCGCGUCCUUCCUCUCUCCACUGCAAGACGUCGUGCGAGCGCUUAUGAAUGAACACUUUCAGAGACUUCGAGAGUUCACUCAACGCUUUCAUAUCGACAGAGCACUUGCACACCAAUCCAGCGCAAUUGAUCACCAUGGCCCCGUCAGUCCUUCGAAACACUCGAGGAACAAGAGUAUCGUCUUCCCACAUCUCCUCACAAUCGUGAGCACAGAAGACCACCAUCGCCCCGUAAACGACCGACCACAAGAGCCUCGUCCUGUGCAGAAGUCGAAGCCCAGUUCUUGA